CCAGACUAUCAGCCAUUAGUAGAUAAUAAAAGAAUAAUAGAGAAAUUACAAGAAAGAAUAACAUUAAUGAAUAUGGAACUAAUGACUGAAAGAGAGCACAAUGAGAAGAUUAUAAAAGAUAUUAAAGAUUUGAAAGAGAUUGAGGAUGAGAAGAGACAGAGAGAAAAGAAACAAAAAAUUGAAGAAGAAAUACUUGAAUUCUCAUUAUAUUGUAAUCAUCCUGUUACUGGUGAAUUAAUGGAGUCAAAACUUAAAGUUCAUAAAGAUGAAUUACUACCCAGUGUACUGGAUAAAGCUUAUGAGUUAAUAGAAUUAGCUCCUCAUAUUCCUAUUGACAGAUGCCGUUUAGUUGAAUAUGAUUAUAAGAAUAAAGUAAUGGGACAAUCCUUUCAUGAGUUUCAACAUCAAACUAUUGGACAGAUUGUAGGUAGGGCUGGAGAUUAUUGCUUAUUCUUAGAAACUCGUACAGAAAAUGAAACCUUUAAGAAAUAUAAUUAUGGAGGUAUUAAUCUAAAGGUAUCAGUGGUUGAUCUGUCAACUGGUGAAGUAGGACCAGCUAAACUAGUGAGAGGAGAGCUAGGUUGGACUGUUGAAGAAUUAAAAGAACAUAUAGGAGAAUUACUUAAUAUCAAAUCAUCAUGUAUGAGAAUAGUAUUGGAGGAGGAUUACAGGAGUGAUUCAGUCCAUGAUAUUAGUGAUAUAGGAGACACUCUAAGAGACAUACUCAUCAUUAGUCCAUAUAUAUACGAACAAUUGUAUGUAUCAUCAGAUCCUAAAGAUUAUCAAAAAGAAUUCAAAAAUAGUUUGAUGUACAAAUAUGUUGAUUUUCACGUCAGCUCAAUAUUACUGAACAUUAUUCUACCUCCGGCUCCUGGACCUGAAGCCACACCCACUACAACUAUUGUUACUAAAAGAGGAAUAAUAAUGAAAAUUAUAUCAAUGAAUGAAGAAAAUAAAGGAAAAGAAAGAAAGAUACAGGUACAAGUUGAUAAGAGAAUAACAUUAGCUCAAUUGAAGGAGGAGCUAGUUCCACUGAUUGGUGUACCACCUACUGGUUUUAUAGUGUAUGGAAUCAGUGGGUAUGAAAUGCAGGGACUGGGAGGGGCAUUAAAGUACAUGUAUAUUAGAUCUGGAUCAGAGUUGAUAAUAAGACUGGGUAGAGGAUUAGGAAGAGGAGAGGUCAUAAUUAAAUUAUAUUUAUUUCAAGUUAAUAAUACAGAGUUUUGUAAUUUUAUGAUGGAGUCUAUUGUUACUAAGGAUACAACAGUGAGAGAAUUUAAGAAACAAGUUAUUGAAGAAGCAAAAGUACAAGGAAUUGACUGUGUCCUUGAAUUAGACAAAAUGAGAUUACGUGACAAGAUUAGAGUGUCCCCUGGUAGACUAUAUUUUAAUCAUGAGUUGAUUGACAGUAGGGAAAUGUAUGUGGAACCAUUAAAAGGACCAGAGAAGAAGAGGCAUUAUGGACAGAUACAAGUGUAUGUUAUAAGAUGGCGUCCAUCACAAUGUUCAGUUGAUCCAAUAGAAGAAAUUAUACUGGAUAAGUAUGAUGAUCCUAAACAUGUUAUUGGAAAGCUGUCAGAGUUAAGUGAAGUUCCUGCUGAGUAUAUCUAUUGUACAGAGGGGCAAUCAUUUCCAGUUGACCGAUCAUGUCUUCAUAUUGAGAAUUAUUUAGACUGGUACUCCAUCAGUUCAGGCAGAUACUCAUUAGGACUAUACCACUCUGAUGGAUAUGUCAUAUAUUACAAAGACAAUAGAGAGAGAAUGAAAGAGUUAACAGAUGAAGAGAGAUCAGGAAUACAAGAGGCAGAGGAAGCAAGGUUGAAGAAGAUUGGGGAAUGCAAAUCAAAGCAUUAAUUAUUGACACGUAUGUAGAUUUGGUAAUACGACUGACCGACUGACUGGAUAUAGGUUUAAUUUCUAAGUGUCAUUUUAAUUUUAA
Amphimedon queenslandica is the source of this 1939-nucleotide messenger RNA. Its product is annotated as ubiquitin carboxyl-terminal hydrolase 47-like. NCBI's taxonomy places the organism in Eukaryota, Metazoa, Porifera, Demospongiae, Haplosclerida, Niphatidae. The record is from RefSeq and is a predicted model, not a curated record. Bases 67 to 1854 code for a protein of 595 amino acids. The transcript has 17 exons.